GUAGUUAGGAUGCUUCUGCUAAUACUAUUUCUGCUUCUGCUAAUGCUACUUCUACUCCUACUCCUACUUCUAUUCUACUUGUGCUGCCGCGCUGCAUCUGCUCUCCCCAUCCCAUCGGUGACAUCAUACCGCCGCAUCAAAUGCCACCGCUCACGCUACGCACAUCAGUGCCACCGUCGCGUGUUCAAGCACAUCAUCUCUGCUCUGAUCAGCUCUGUUUGGUAGUAGUUAAG
Messenger RNA from Myxozyma melibiosi, 233 nucleotides. RefSeq lists its product as uncharacterized. The record is from RefSeq and is a predicted model, not a curated record. Bases 10 to 225 code for a protein of 71 amino acids. Lineage: Eukaryota; Fungi; Ascomycota; Lipomycetes; Lipomycetales; Lipomycetaceae. The transcript has a single exon.